Messenger RNA from Adineta steineri, 378 nucleotides. The record is from the annotation of a GenBank genome assembly. NCBI's taxonomy places the organism in Eukaryota, Metazoa, Rotifera, Eurotatoria, Adinetida, Adinetidae.
AUGUUUAAUAUUCUGAUAUUAUUCUUCAAAUGGAAACCAAAAACUGAUGAAUAUGUUGCUGGCGGUGAUUAUUCUUCUAUGUUUGGUCUAAUACGUGAUCAAAUCAAAGAGCUUAUGGAUGUAUGCGAUGCAGAAUUAAUUGAAAAACUUCAUUCACCAGAUUAUAAUGAUAUUAAUGGCAUAUUAGAAAAAUUAAAAGUUGACAAAACUAAAGGUCGAGGAGAUGGUUUAAGACACAAAAAUGAAAAGUAUGAUAUUGCACUUUGGUCUGGUACACAAGUUAAGAAAGGUAAUUGUCAAAUGGUGGUUCUUUGUGUUGGUCUUAAUACUAAACUCGGACAGAUUAUAACUUUACUUGAUACAUUUUUUGCUUCUUGA